CCCGGCCCUCUUUCUUUCUCUCUCGCGGGGGUGGCUGCUGUAUGGGGCUGGGGCUCCUGCGGUCCCGGUCCGUCCCAGCUUCCCCUGUCCCCGCUGCCUUCCUCCCCCAGCGUCUCCCCCCCCCCACUCCCCAGCUCGCUGCCGCUGCCUCCCCCUCCCGGCCUGCGCUCCUCUCCCCGGCUCCUCCACCCCGCCCGCUGCCUGCUCAGGAUUGUGUCCCUGGGAUCGUGAGCUGUGGCUUAAAAUCCCCUUUCUCUGUGCUCGGUGUGUGUGUCCCUUUCCCGCGUGUGCGUGAGGAUGCUUGGGGGCUGUGCUGGCAUGAACUUGGGGAGCGGUGCUUAUUUCCCCCAGAAAACUGUUUCUGUGUUUUUUCAUUCCACUUUCCCCUCCACUUCUUCAUGCCCUUUAUUUAAAAUGGGGGAGGGCUGGAAACUAGAGUACUCUGAACCAUAGAUUCAUUACUGCAUCAUCCUUUUGGAAGCUUAGCUUGGAAAAAGAGGAGUGAGAUUUAUUGCACUUGUAGGUCUAAUUAGGGGGGAAGGGGGGGCUUCUGGCUUGUUCACUGGUUCCCUCUCCUCUUCACCGAGCUGGGGCCGCCUCCUCCAGAGCUGUGGCCUUGUUUUCACCCCUCUACUUUGAAAGGAAAGUUUGUGACUGAACCGUGCUUUCAUAGUUGUGUCAUUUUUUUUAAAGCAUGAUACUCGUUUUAUUUCUUCAUCAAACUCCACCCUCUGCUUAAAUACUGCAUACAAAUUACAAUUUACAACGGCAUUUACCGAUCCUUCUGAUUUGGCUAUAAUGCAUAGGCUGCAGCUGGCAGGAGCUUCCACAUCAUUUAAUCCCUGUGUUGUAUGGGUUUGGUUUCUCUUAACACAACUUUUGAUGUUGUAUUUAGAUAUGCUUCAUGUUCAUGUGGCAAGAGAUGCAGUACUUUUCUUAUAAAUAUAUUUAGCCAUUUACAGUUAAAGUUUAUCUCCUGACAAUCAUUAAAAAUGUCUUAUAGUCAAAUUAGUGAACCAGUCAAUUUUGCAGAAUGCAGAUUACUCCUUCUUGUAAUUGACUUUAAAAUUAUAUUUUAUAUGCCACAAGAAAAGAAAUUGAAUUCCUUCAGAUCUCAAGGAGGAGACAAAUAUGACGACUUCAUUUCUAGCUCCAGGGAGAUUUUGUAGGCAUCUGAAAAAAAAAAACUUUGAAUUGUACUCUCAUUUAAUUGAAAAAUAACUGACAAGUUCAAACUAUAAUUAGAAAAAAGUAUUCUAGCUGUUAUGUUUCAAGAACUUAAAUUUCAUUGGGGCAUGCAUUAAAAUUAGAAUCAACGUAAACUUAAGGAAAUAGUGUACAACCUGAAGUAAGAUAACUACGUGUACAUGGACAUAUCUAUAUUAAUUUGUUGGGGGGGAGAGUUUAGUAGCCCUAACUUUUCCUAAAGUUGUCUUUGUUUACAUGGCAAUUUAAAACGCUGGCAUUGUUGAAGUAAAACAUACACAUUAAAAAAAAAACUUUGGUCAGCUUUAAGAACUCAAAGCAUGCUUACGUUUUGCAUUCAGAUGGUUAAUGAAUCCAGUGUUUUUGCAGUUGCAAGCUCGUGCAUUCACUGGGCAAAAGCUGGCUGCAGGUUGCAGUGGCACCGCGCAGGACAGACAUUAAUUAUAUUUCCCACUUUUUUCAAUAAUGUUUGGCUACUCGGUUCAGCGAGGAAGAAUGCCUCCAACUCAACCCAAUCCAGGCCAGUACGCACUCACCAACGGGGACCCCCUCAACGGCCACUGCUACCUGUCCGGCUACAUCUCGCUGCUGCUGCGCGCGGAGCCCUACCCCACGUCGCGCUACGGCAGCCAAUGCAUGCAGCCCAACAACAUCAUGGGCAUCGAGAACAUCUGCGAGCUGGCCGCGCGCCUGCUCUUCAGCGCCGUCGAGUGGGCCCGCAACAUCCCCUUCUUCCCGGAUCUGCAGAUCACCGACCAGGUGUCCCUGCUACGCCUGACCUGGAGCGAGCUGUUCGUGCUCAACGCAGCCCAGUGCUCCAUGCCGCUGCACGUGGCGCCGCUGCUGGCCGCCGCCGGCCUGCACGCCUCGCCCAUGUCCGCCGACCGCGUCGUGGCCUUCAUGGACCACAUCCGCAUCUUCCAGGAGCAGGUGGAGAAGCUCAAGGCGCUGCACGUCGACUCGGCCGAGUACAGCUGCCUCAAAGCCAUCGUGCUUCCUGUGGCUGCUCGGGCAGAUGCCUGUGGCCUGUCGGAUGCCGCCCACAUCGAAAGCCUGCAGGAGAAGUCUCAGUGCGCGCUGGAGGAGUACGUGAGGAGCCAGUACCCUAACCAGCCCAGCCGCUUCGGCAAACUGCUUCUGCGACUGCCCUCGCUGCGCACCGUGUCCUCCUCGGUUAUCGAGCAGCUCUUCUUCGUGCGUUUGGUAGGUAAAACCCCCAUCGAAACUCUCAUCCGCGAUAUGUUACUGUCUGGGAGCAGCUUCAACUGGCCUUACAUGUCCAUCCAGUGCUCCUAGACCUCGGGCGCUUCCCACCUGCCCCCGCCCCCCUAGAGACUCAGAGGACGGCGGGGGCUUUGGACUCCAAAGCCGCAGGGACAGCGGGCGGCUGAUGCAGGGUGCAGCGGCCGGGCAGGCCGGGCAGAGGGGAGGAGGGCCGGGACGACAGGAGCAGCCCACCCUGCACAAAUGCAACCCGAGCUGCAAACCAGGAGAAAAAGACUCUUUUUAGGAUCAGAUCUGUGAACACGUUGGAAAGGAAAGAAAAAAGGACCUUGUGUCUGGUGAGGAAAAGAAAAACGAUUUUGGAAGACAGGACCAUGAAAAUUUUAAUAAAACAGAAGGAGACUAAUGGACCUUCCAGGAUUUAUUGUGGACGGAUGUGGAUAUAUUCUGUACAGAAAACAACACACAUGGAGGUGGACUGAAUCCUAUGUAGAAACACACACACACACAGACACACACAAACACACACCCCCCCCAAACAUUGUUAUUCAUUUUGUAAAAUACUAGUCUUUAUUUUCAUUUUUUUGUAAAAUUUAAACAUCGUAUGCACAUAAAAAAAGAAACAAGAAUUAGGGGAAAAUAACAUUUUCCAGAUAAUUAUAAAAAAUUGUCCUGUGUCUAUGUAUCUAUAUCUGUUUUGUAUUUUUUUCUGGUUCCAAACCAGAUUUCCUGUGAUUCUAUACUAAUAAUUUUUGAUAUAACCCUUUGCUUCUUAUAAUGAGUGCGAUAUAUGUUGUCAAGGCUGUUCUUCAAGAAUUAAAAUUGAAGUGAAAAUUUAAACAAAAAAAUAAAAGAAUUUAGCAAAA
Vicugna pacos (alpaca) is the source of this 3296-nucleotide messenger RNA. The record is from RefSeq and is a predicted model, not a curated record. Lineage: Eukaryota; Metazoa; Chordata; Mammalia; Artiodactyla; Camelidae.